Dentiscutata erythropus is the source of this 2556-nucleotide messenger RNA. Lineage: Eukaryota; Fungi; Glomeromycota; Glomeromycetes; Diversisporales; Gigasporaceae. The record is from the annotation of a GenBank genome assembly.
AUGACAACUCAAUUACGAAAUAAAGGAAUAACACUUGAGGAAUGGGAAUCAAAAACCCAACUUACGGAAGUACAAAAACAGAGUGUGCUGGAACUUCAAGAGGCCUGUGCAAAAUUACCAUUACCUGACGGUUUUCAAAGCGAUCUUGGUUCAGGGACACCUCAACUUACAUCAUCCCCAACUCCAAUGUCUAUUAAAGAUAGCCAUCGAUCAUCACCAUAUCCUGGUUCUAUAUCAUCCCUAUUUUCCCUUCCAAAGUCACGUUCCACAGUUAAUCUUUUGACUGCAGAAUCUCAAGCAGGAGAAAAUUCCUCUACCUCAUCAUCACCUCAUGCUGUUCUUGGAAUACCACGACCAAUUGAGACUACACAGCAAUUUUUUGAUUGGUUUGCGAGGAUGGAAAAUGAUAUGGAAAAGGAUCAAGAGGAUGUCUAUAGAAAUUUUCUUGAAAUGGUUACUUUAUAUAGACAAGCAUGUGAUAAUUUUUUAGAACAAAUAGAUACAACUGUCAAAUUAUUUAAUGAUUUGGAUGGUAAUUUCAAAUUUGUAGAAGAAAGAACAAAAGCUUUACAAACAGCUUGUGAGAAAUUAUUAGAAGAACAGAAUAAUCUUACAUCAUUAGCAGAUGCAAUAUCUUCGAAACUUUCUUAUUACAAUGAGCUGGAAGAUAUUACUAAGCUAUUUAAUUCUCCUGGAGAAAAUAUUUGUGAACAGCCAGAAUUCAUUCCAGUCUUGGCAAAACUUGAUGAAUGUUUAGACUACAUGCAGAGUAAUUUAAGAUAUAGAGAUUCUGAGCUUUACCUUAUGCGGUUCAGACAAUGUAUGACUCGUGGAAUCACUUUGAUAAAAAUGUACUUUAUUAACACAAUUAAAGGCCUCGGUAUCGAAAUCAGUAAAAAGACAAACCAGUCGACAAAUUCUACUGUGCAAACUGCCUUGUUUUAUGUGAAGUUCCGUGCAGUAGCGCCAAAACUGAAAGAAUUAGUACAUGAGGUGGAAAAACGGUGUCCUGCACAUCGAGAAUAUAAUUCUUUGUUAAAUGACUGUUAUAAUGCGUACUUUUCUGUACGACAACAGUUACUUAUUCCUGUGAUAUAUGCAAAGAUUUUGGAGCUAGGUUCUGACGGACAAGAUAUUUUGACAUUUGCCCGGAACGGAUAUGCGUAUAUGUUGAAUCUUUGUUCAGAUGAAUAUUUAUUAUUUUAUAACUUUUUCUCAACGGGCGAAGACGACUUAUAUGGAAACUUGGAUCUGCUAUGCAGUUACAUGUACGACUAUCUUCGUCCCCGUAUUAUUCAUGAAACGAAUAUUGAAGUUUUAUCAGAACUUUGUACAAUUCUUCAGGUGCAUAUCAAUCAAGAUCCUGAAAAGAUUGAAGAGAAGGAAGGACAAGGAUUACAAUUUAGUUACUUGAUACGUAACGUGCUUCAAGAUGCACAACAACGACUUGUUUUUCGUGUCCAAACAUAUAUUCGAAGCGAAAUACAAAAUUUUAUUCCAAAACCAUCAGAUGUGGACUAUCCUACUAAGUUAAAAGAAUUGAAUGCGACACCUUCAUCCAAUGGCAUCCCUGAGCCAACUGAAAUUCAACAGCCAUCUUCAUCGCCAGCUAUACUAGCAGUACAACAAGAUAACGGUGAUAUCGAAUCCAUGAUAACAGUAUCAUCAGCAUCAUCAAUGAAUGCUAUCGAUGCUGGAGAGUUAUAUCGUGGAUGGUUCCCCACGUUACAACGCACAUUAUGGCCUAAAAUAUUUGAUGAUAUUGCACAAGAUGUUGUUGAUCUAUGUUUGCACUCGCUGCUAACUACAAGUGAAAUAGUAGCAAAGGAGAGCAGACUUGAUGGGCAACUUUUCUUAAUAAAGCAUCUCUUGAUACUUAAGGACCAAAUAGCAUCGUUUGAUACACAAUUUAUACAUGAAGAAAAAGAUUUAGAUUUUUCACAAAUAACGAGCGCACUUGGUGAGAUAUUGCAAAAUAAAUAUUCAAUCCUUAGCCCAACCACUUUAUUUGGUUUGGCGUCGAAGGGAAUACCAAAAGUUGUCGAGAACAGGAUUGAUUCAAAACAGGAAGUCGAUAAAGAGUUGAAGCGUAUAUGUGAAGAGUUCAUUACGGAUAGUUACAAAGCAGCCAUUGAACCAUUAUCAGCAUUUCUAAUGAAGGAGUCCUCAUUCCGAUUAAGAAAUGACCUUAAGCCACCACACCAUCAAACUUUGUUAAAAGAUCAAAGCUUCGCACAACCGGCCAAUAUUAUCGAGGUUUAUGAAACGUUUCAAGAUGCUGUUAAAUCCCGGCUUCGUUAUAUUAUCACCAAAAUGUCAGAAUAUAUUGAAGAUCGUAAUACAGAAAAUGUAUUGCUAAAGCCUAUUCAGAAUCGUAUAAUAGAUACAUACCAAGCAUUUUAUGAAAUUUUACUGUCAGAGAACUUUGAAUUAGACAAUUUUCCAAAAACAUUAGGUGAUGUGGAAGAAGUUAAAGAAUGGGUAAAAUGCGAGUGGUUUGGAGUCGAAGAACCUCAAAAUAAUAAUGUUAAUCUCUAUAGUGAAUCGGAUAAUUAA